GGCAGCAUUGAUUUGAAGUUUUGUAAUUUGUUCAAACUUCGAAUGAAUUAUAAAAUUAAAAAUGGUGGCUGUAAGUUAAAGAAUUGAAGACGAAAUUGAAUAUAUUUUGAAGUAAACAAUAAAGGUCGUUGGAAUGAUUGCAUAAAAAUAUAACAUAAUGUCAACUCCAGUGUCGAAUCGCAAAUAUGGUGCGCAAAAAAUUCGACUAACAAUUCUGUGUGCCAGAAACCUAGUACGGAGAGAUUUAUUCCGCCUACCAGAUCCAUUCGCCAAAAUAUCCGUAGAUGGAAGUGGCCAAGUAUAUUCUACAAAUGCAGUAAAAGCAACAUUAGAUCCAAAAUGGAAUACUCAUUAUGACUUGUAUUUAACUAAAGGAGAUGGCAUUACUAUCAGCAUAUGGAAUCAAAGAAAAGUUCACAAGAGACAAGGAUCCGGUUUCUUAGGUUGUGUUCGUAUUCAAUCGUCCACUGUGCACAAAUUAAAAGAUACAGGAUAUCAAUGCCUAGAACUCUGUGAAGAUAAUUCAGGAGAAGCAUGUGGGGUGAAAGGACAAGUGAUUGUAUCAUUAUUAUCGAGGGACGGAGCGAGAGGUGAACCUGCAUCAGCUGCGGGUGAGGGUUCGCCUUUGGCUGUUGUGGGACCAGCAGGGGAAGUGAGGGCACCGAGGGAACCACCAGUUAGUAACGGCACAAGUUUACCAUUGCCCCAGCACUGGGAGGAAAGGUUUACAUCUAGCGGGAGGCCAUAUUACGUAAACCACGCGCUCCGUCGCACACAAUGGGAGCGGCCGAGUCCAGAGCCCACAACGAGCCCGCAGCCCUCUCCACCGCCAGCAUCUCCGUCACCCGCUCCUGUGAGCCCCUCAUCACCAGUCACGCCUUCCACACCUGUAUCACCGGCAUCUCCAAUAUCUGAGACCGAUGUUAGCCAUGGAAAUUCCAUAUCUUUGUGCCCUGAACCGCAGCCGCAAACAGCAGUGCGGUCACGUGCGGUGGCACCGCCUUCGUCACCGCCCGCUGCCGCCAGCCCUGCGCCUGCACCCGUAGCGGCGACUGAUCUACCACCUGGUUAUGAGAUGCGCACCACAGCGCAGGGGCAGGUGUACUUCUACAACAGCAUGACGGGCGCGUCGACGUGGCACGACCCGCGCGUGCCGCAGCACCUGCGCCACUGUGCUGCGGCCGCCGGCCCGCUGCCGCCCGGCUGGGAGAUGCGGCACGCGCCCUCGGGCCGCCCGUACUUUGUGGAUCACAACAAUCGCACCACGCAGUUCACUGACCCCCGCCUUGCCCUCUCCGCCCGACUGACACCGCCUCUAGAAACGAACCAACCCCCUAACGCGCCUACAACCGCACCGCCCACGCCUGCAAGUGAGCCGGUGGACGCGGACGCUCUACCGAAGUACAAGCGGGACCUCGCCGCCAAGGCAAGAGUGCUGCGAGCUGAGCUGCAAGCGUUGCAGCCGCAGACUGGACACUGUCGAAUUGAGGUUUCACGUAACGAAGUACUAGAAGAAUCGUACCGUCUCGUGAUGAAACUACGCGGCAAGGAGUUACGAAAGCGAUUGCUCGUCAAGUUCCGCGGGGAGGAGGGGUUGGACUAUGGCGGUGUUGCGAGGGAAUGGCUGCAUCUAUUGGGACGGGAACUGUUCAACCCGCAGUAUGGCUUGUUCCAAUACGCCAAUGCUGGUGAUGACCGAUAUGCGCUGCAGAUUAAUGCUGAUUCUGGGGUAAACCCAGAGCACUUGUCAUACUUCCAUUUUGCGGGUCGUAUUCUAGGCGUGGCGUUAUUCCACGGGCACCAGUUAGACGCCGCCUUUACCGCACCAUUUUAUAAACAGCUAUUGGGACGACCCAUAACAUUGAGGGAUAUUCGAGAUGUGGACCCGGAAUUACACCGCUCGCUUUCUUGGAUGUUAGAAAACAGCAUAGCUGGUGUAAUCGAUACAACGUUUGCUGUAGAAUGUUCUUCGUUUGGAGCAGUUCGCAGCGUCGAACUGAGGCCGGGCGGCACCAACGAAACGGUAACGGAUAACAACAAACGGGACUACGUGCGUCUGUACGUCGCGCACCGCUUCACACGGGGCGCGGAGCGGCAGUGGCUAGCGUUGCAAAGAGGUCUAGCUGACAUCAUUCCUCCCCAGUUACUCAGGCCGCUGUCUCCGAGAGACCUGCAGCCGCUGCUGGCCGGGCGAGCCGACCUCGACCCGGCCGACUGGAAGCGACACACGCGCCUCAAACACGUGAACCCGGACGCGCCGAUCGUCAACUGGUUCUGGGAGAUCGUCGAAGAGUUUGACGCGGAAAUGCGCGCGAGACUACUGCAGUUCGUUACCGGCUCCCGGCGCGUGCCGCUCGCUGGCUUCAGAGCGCUGCAAGGCUCGACGGGCGCGGCCGCUCCCCGCCUGUUCACACUCCACCUGGUUGCAGAUGCCACGCCAGACUCACUACCCAAAGCGCACACGUGCUUCAAUCGUCUCGAUCUUCCCCCGUAUCCCACUAAAGAAAAACUACACGAUAAGCUGAAACAGGCCGUUCUCGAAACAGCCGGGUUCGCCGUUGAAUGAUAUAGAUACUUAUAUACGAAGUUAUCUUAUAUUUAUAAAUAUUUACGUGCGCAAUUAAUUUUUCUUUAAAAUAUUCGUGAGACUGACAGGUUAGGGAAUGUUGAAACAUGACAGAAAUUACUUUACAAAUUAAUGGAAAUACUGAGUUCUCAAAUUGGAAUUACCUGCUUUUGUGAUGCUAAUUUAUCUGUGACGGUACAAAUAUGUAUGUAUAAUUAUUAUGUUAUUAUUUACUGUUUUUAAAAUGUAGCCGAAUUUUUUAACCGAUGUUUAAUGAUAGCAAAAGUAUUUGAGCUCUUCCAAUUAGUAACAUAAAAUGUGUAUAUAAAAUCAGUCUUAGAAUACUCUAACCAUACUAU
Molecule: messenger RNA, 2925 nt
Organism: Colias croceus (clouded yellow)
Lineage: Eukaryota; Metazoa; Arthropoda; Insecta; Lepidoptera; Pieridae
Gene: Smurf
Product: E3 ubiquitin-protein ligase SMURF2
Exons: 12
Coding region: 158-2566 (802 amino acids)
Biological process (GO): ubiquitin-dependent protein catabolic process; negative regulation of BMP signaling pathway
Molecular function (GO): ubiquitin protein ligase activity; protein binding
Source: RefSeq, a predicted model, not a curated record